AUGGGCAUGGAACACUACGUUAAGGUCAGGGACCUUGGCGGUAAUAGUGGAGCCUUCUUGGCCAUAGAUAGGCACACUCCGGGCAAACAGGUCGUCAUCAAACGCCUCGCUGAUGGUGCUCAGGGUAUGGAGGAGCUUAAAGCCUCACUCUCCGUGCAGCAUCCUAAUAUUAUUCAUUUUCUUGAGUCUUUUGUGUACGAUGGGAAUUUGUACGUCGUGUUGCGCCACGAGGCGGGUGGAGACAUGGACAACCUCCUCACACGCCUCUUACAACUUCAUAAGCUCCCCACGACACAUACCUUGCUAAUGUGGUAUACGCAGUUGCUUGAAGCCUUGGCGCACUGCCACGCACAGAGAGUCAUUCAUCGCGACAUCAAACCUAGUAAUAUUUUUGUUUCUGAGGACACAAAAACGCUGUACCUCGGCGACUUCGGUUCCGCCAAGGAGCUCACGAGUAGCAACCUGACGAGUACCUUUGUUGGCUCACCCCUAUGGAUUUCGCCGGAGGUGCUUCAGGGAAAAUCCUACUCUUUUUCCUCCGAUAUAUGGUCACUCGGGUGUGUCUUCUACGAGAUGGCAUGCCUACACCGCCCGUUCACUGGUAGUUGCUUCGCGAGGCUUGUAAAUGAGAUUACUACGGGCAGCUUGGCGCCGAUGCCGGAUGAGAUGCCGCCUAUCAUUAAAGAGGUGAUCACAAGAAUGCUUGUGCUGGCUCCCUCUGAGCGACCUACGGCGGCAGAGAUGUUGGUAGUUGUAAAGAGCGCCCUCAAAGCGGAGAGGGAAAUGCAAAAGUCCAGUUCUAGUGCACCCCCACGCAUGCCGAGACUAUCUCCUCGAAACUUGCAGUUGAUGUCACCGCGGCAGGGAGUGCAGGAGCCCGCUCCAAAGGUCGCCAAACCCCAUUCAGUGCUGUCUCCUAAAAUACCGUACAGUGUUGUCAAGAAUAGAUCCCAAUCCAAAGCAAGGGGCAACUUUUCACGAUACAUGACGACGUCUGCCUUGUCGCGUUCACAGGAGCGCGUGGAUGCUCCACCUGUGACCGACGUAACGGUGAAGUUCCGAAGUCCUGAUGACCAAGCGUCGGCCAUGAGAGAGCGGGAACACUAUGUAGCCAUGCCUGCGGCCGUCUCUCCCGCACGCCAUACGCCCCACCCUAGUCCUAUAAGAGUCAGGAGUGCGGAGCCCUUUCAGCCAUCGCGCGAUGUCUGGACGCCGCCUGAUACGGUGAAUCUCCAUAUGGGAGGUAGCGGCAAAGCGGGCGGCCGCUCGACUACACCGAAUGACAGCAGCGAGGGGUUACGCAGUGGUAGGAAUCAAAGAGCUGCGAUGGUACACCCCCCUCAGAUUGGACAGGGCGCUGGAGCUCGCGGUGUUGAAGCAAGAAUAGCAUUGAAGAAGGAGCAGCUCGCGGAAUCCAGUGAAAGGUCCUCUGGCCAUCACUGGAUGUCUCCAGUGUUGCUUGUGAUACCAUCCUCAAACAAAGCUCGCAUAGGCCCUCCACGCAGGAAAAAGUCUCAAGCCAAAAAACACGUUGUCCCUGCCUCUGGCAUCAUCUCAUCGCGAUCGCAUCGGAGCGCGUCGGGGCUAGCAGCCGCCACGGCUGCUGCUGCCGUACCCCUCUGCCCGCCUGACGCGCUUAGCAUUGGAACAGACAAAACCCCAAAGAAGAAUCGAGAUCUAAUCAAGGGCCAUAAAUGUCCAUACACAAGGCAGGCACCAAUCACAACACCAAUCAACGAGCACCUAGUGGCGCAGCUGCCCAUAGAAGUACUGGGAACGGCAACGCCGCCACUGCGCCAGCACACGAAUGAGAAGGCAGAGCCGAGUAUGCCGGCAAAGAUGUUGGCCUGCCAGCGGAGUGGGCAGCCUCCCUUCGUGUCCCCGGAGGGCAGCGGCGUGAGGGAGAAACAUGGCAUCGUCUCCGCCUCGGCCGAAUCCCAAGGUGAUGCUCCACGAAUCCAGGUUCAACCGCCACCAGUUGCCCGGCGCGCACAGGCCGCUGCUGAGCGGAAUAAACAACAUCCCGUUCCGCACGACCAGAAUGUGAUCCCCCAGCCACCGAGGUUGCAAUCUUCGCCUAGUCUUCCUGCCCAAGCUGAACGAGCAACAAGGGCUCAUGAGGUUGUCCGAUCAGUGCGCCAGCCCCAGCCAACAGUCUCGACAGUAGAUGCUCGGAACACGAGCAGCGAGCUCCAGAGGAAGCUCUGGCUUUUGGAACUCAACCACAAUGUAACCGACAUUGAAAACUACCUUUGCCGAUUUCGGGAGCAUGACCAGCACGUCCUGCAUGCCAACGGUGCCGCAACCGGCGAGGCAAAGCCGCUGCAACACAUGGAGCGAUGCGAGAGCCGCAGUGCAAAGCCCUCCUUCCUUCGACAGGCGUCGUUGUUGUCUGUUAUGGAGCGUGCGCAGUCACCUCCCCCAAAGGGCGCCUGUAGUGGGAACCCUUCCAGCAAACCUGAUCGAUCCCCUCUCUCUAAGCCCAACAAAUCGACUGCUUUAAGAGAAGAGGCACGAAGGAUUGCAAAGGAGAAGCGCGAAGCACAACGAGCAAAGUUAAAGGAGUUAAUCCGCGAAGGACGUGCAAAGGCGUUUGAGGGGAAAGCCGUGAAUAGGAAGAAGCUCAAUGUCGAGAUCAAGAUACCACAUCAAUCUGGAUCUAAAGGCAACAAAUUGGGCUGUCGGGCAAAUCGUCUCGAAGCGGUGUAA
Phytomonas sp. EM1 is the source of this 2709-nucleotide messenger RNA. Lineage: Eukaryota; Euglenozoa; Kinetoplastea; Trypanosomatida; Trypanosomatidae. The record is from the annotation of a GenBank genome assembly.